AUGGAUAACAAUCAUGUGGGAAUCAAUGUGAAUAGCGUUGUUUCCAAGAUGAAUAUCUCUGUCAGCGACGGGGUAGCAAAGAAACUCCAACUAUUUUUUUUUAGCGCAAUGGAUAUGUUAUAUGGAAAACCCAUAACACCAAUCUUGUCUUAUGACAUAGACCUCAUGGUCGGUUUGGCACUGCUCUUAGCCCGGUGGCGGCAUGGUAACCCCAACAAUUUGAAAACCAAAGAGUUGGACAAACACUUUUCUCAAGGCCCGCGUAAGUUCUCCUACUCUGUCUUUCGUGCUGCAACGAAGAACUUCAACAAUGAUCAAAUGCUUGGAAAAGGAGGGACAAGUCUACAGAGGCAUCUUGUCUCCAUCAAAGGAGACUGUGGCAGUAAAAGAAUAUCGCAAGUCUCCAAACAAGGGCAAAAGGAAUAUAUUUCAGAAGUGAGUAUAUUCUCUAAACUGAGGCAUCGGAACCUUGUGCAGCUCCACGGAUGGUGCCAUGAAAAGGGCUGCCUGCUUCUUGUCUACGAAUUUCAGCCAAACGGAACCUCUGCUCUUCUAUAUCUUCAUGAAGAAUGGGAUCAACGUGUUGUGCACAGAGAUAUAAAGGCUAGCAAUGUAAUGUUGGAUGGAAAAUUCAUAGGAAAGUUGGGGGAUUUAGAGCUGGCAAGAGUGGUGGAACGUGAGCGUGCAGUCUCGGACACAACAAUGCUGGCAGGCACAUUUGGGUAUCUUGCACCUGAAUGUGUGGUUACCAGAAAAGCAAGCUUAGAAUCAGAUGUCUUCAAUUUUGGGGCUGCGUGCCUAGAAAUUGCCUGCGGAAGGAGGGCUAUGGACCGGAGCCUGGAUGAUCAUAAUUGGAGAUUAGUCGAAUGGGUUUGGGACUUGCAUGGAAAGGGCAAGAUUUUGGAAGCCACAGAUGCAAAGCUGGAUGGAAAUUUCAAUGGUGAGGAGAUGGAGAGCGUAUUAUUAGUGGGAUUGUUGUGCUCUCAUCUGGAUCCCAAAGCAAGGCUGAGCAUAAGACAGGUGAUAGAUAUCCUGAAAAUGAAAGCUCCACUCCCUCCUCUUCCUUUGAGUUAUCCAAAACUAGUGUACACUACCUCUCAUGGUCCUAUCAAUUGA
Molecule: messenger RNA, 1116 nt
Organism: Cryptomeria japonica (Japanese cedar)
Lineage: Eukaryota; Viridiplantae; Streptophyta; Pinopsida; Cupressales; Cupressaceae
Product: L-type lectin-domain containing receptor kinase IX.1-like
Exons: 3
Coding region: 1-1116 (371 amino acids)
Biological process (GO): protein phosphorylation
Cellular component (GO): plasma membrane
Molecular function (GO): ATP binding; protein kinase activity
Source: RefSeq, a predicted model, not a curated record